This is a messenger RNA of Henningerozyma blattae CBS 6284, 1065 nucleotides long. It is a transcript of the gene ABZ2, whose product is annotated as aminodeoxychorismate lyase ABZ2. The record is from RefSeq and is a predicted model, not a curated record. The coding region runs from base 1 to 1065 and encodes 354 amino acids. Lineage: Eukaryota; Fungi; Ascomycota; Saccharomycetes; Saccharomycetales; Saccharomycetaceae. Gene Ontology annotation, molecular function: catalytic activity. The transcript has a single exon.
AUGUUAACAAAUGAAAUUUCAACUAUGGAAAAUGAAAUUACUAAAGGAUUAAGUUCAUUUACUACAAAAAAUUUCUUAGAACAGGGACAGACAACAGACGAUUUCGCUAUUCUUUCAACGUUUCGUUAUGAUCCUAAUUUCUCACAAUUGAAUGUAAAUGAAAAAAAUAAAAUAGUUACAUAUAAUAAAUGUUUAUUUGACAAUGAUAUGACCAUUGAUUUAAAAAAUUUAAGAACCGAAUCGGCUAAUUGGGAAGACCAAGAUAGCAAAAUUGAUCAAGACUCCGAAUUAGACUUAACAGAUGCUUUAAGUGUAAGAUUUUUAUUGUUACAAGCCCAGAUCGAUAGAUUGAAUAUCGCUUUGAAAUAUUUUGGUUGGAGAAGAGUAGUUACUUUUGAAGAAUUAUUUCCACAAUUAGUUGAUACAAUUUUUGAAGCAGAAUUUAAAUCUAAAGAUACAUUAAGUUAUAUUGGAAAACUCAAACAAUUAUUAUUAGGCAAGAUAAUCUUCAAGAUGAGAACUCUAAUAUUUAGAAAUGGCUCCAUUAAGAUUGAAGCUCAUCCAUUACCACAAACUGUGCACGAUACUCAACUGAUCUCGGUUACUCAGUAUUUUGUCAAAACUAUUUUAGCAGCUUUUAUCGAUGGAAAUGAGAAACCUAACUGGAUAACGUAUAUUGAUUCAGAAAUAACAUAUCCUUCCCCUUUUACAAUAUUUAAAACAACUAACCGUUCUCACUACACUCAAGCUAGAGAGCGCCUUACUAUGAAAAUAGAAGAAAACAAUUCCCAAAAUUUCAAGAACGAAAUUUUAUUGAAGAACGCAUAUGGGUUCUUAUCUGAAGGGUCAAUAACAAACUUCGCUAUCAAGUCUGAAAACAACGAAUAUCUGACUCCAAAUAUGAAUGUGGGAUGUCUAUAUGGAAUAAUGCGCCAAUAUUUAAUAAGUAAGAAUUUAAUAAAAAUAUUCAAUGGUCAUACCCCAUCUAUCAAAGAUGUAGGAGGUGAAAUUAUUCUAACCAAUGGUGUUAUGGGAUGUGUGCGAUCUGCUGUUUGCCAUAAAUAA